AUGUGUUCCAAAAUGAAAGCAUGCCUGGUGAUCAAGGAUGGAUGUUUAUUCAGGAAUUGGCCCGUGGAAUACCGUUGGGAUGAGUCCAAGGGUAGCAAAAGCAGCAGUGUUGGUGUUGGGAAUGGUAGCAGCACCACCAUCAGCAAAGCUCCGAGUUUGCCCACGGCUAGCAAGCACGGAGGGCCAAGACUAUCUCAAACCAGCGUCCUGCACAGCAUGAAGCAAUCCUCCAGCAAGCUGGCCAGGUACGCCAUCGCUCACUCUCUUGGCCGCUGGUUGCUCUACCCCGGCUCCGUUUGCCUCUUGAACAAAAUCCCGCUGUCUUUGCUGGUGAGCGGCCGGACCCGCCUCAUGGAGGAUUUUCAAGGAAAACGAGCCAAACUCGUUGCCCGGGACGGAAACAAAAUCGAUACCAUGUUUGUAGACAGGAGGCGGAGGAAAGAUCCUUUGCAGCGGGGAAUGCAGUUGGUGAUUUGCUGCGAAGGGAACGGCAGCUUUUACGAAGUCGGCUGCCUUUUUACCCCAUUGAAAGCUGGGUAUUCUGUCCUGGGGUGGAAUCACCCGGGGUUUGCAAGGAGCACGGGGAAACCCUACCCGAAGAACGACAUCAACGCCAUGGAGGUUGUGCUCCAAUACGCCAUACAUCGCCUUAACUUUAGCCUACCGGACAUUGCAAUCUACGGCUACUCUUUAGGCAGCUACACAGCCACGUGGGCGGCCAUGAGCUAUCCAGAGCUGGGCGCGUUGAUCCUGGAUGCCUCCUUUGACGGACUGCUCCCCUUGGCGAUGAAACUGAUUGACAAGAGGUGGAGGAAGCUGGUGAUGAAGACGGUCAUGGAGCAUUUCAACCUCAACGUGGUCGAACAGCUGUGCAAAUAUCCAGGGCCCGUUCUGCUGAUCCGGAGGACCCUUGAUGAAAUCACCAGCACCCAGUUCAGCAAGGAAAACAACAUUCCCAUCGCCAAGACCAACCGAGCCAACCAGCUGCUGCUGCAGCUCCUUAAAACCCGUUAUCCGGAGAUUAUCUCCGGGACAGAAGAAGUGGUGCAGCACUGGCUUUCCGCUGACAGCCAUGUGUUGGAAUCCAUCGUCUACAACUACUUGUACAAAGUAGAUGAAGACUGGUGCCUCGGGAAGCUACAAAGCUACAAAGCCAGUCUGGGACCAAAAGCUGAUUUCCCGUGGAUGAUUGGCAAAGGCCUCUCCGGCAGGCAGAAGCAGCAGUUGGCUCUGUUUCUUGCCCGGAAGCAUCUAAAGAACGUGAUGACCACACAUGGGAGAACUUUGCCACCCGAGCAUUUUCAGUUGCCCUGGAAGCUCUAG
Eublepharis macularius is the source of this 1323-nucleotide messenger RNA. RefSeq names its product protein ABHD16B-like. Gene Ontology annotation, molecular function: monoacylglycerol lipase activity; glycerophospholipase activity. Gene Ontology annotation, cellular component: endomembrane system. The transcript has a single exon. The record is from RefSeq and is a predicted model, not a curated record. Gene Ontology annotation, biological process: monoacylglycerol catabolic process; phosphatidylserine catabolic process. Lineage: Eukaryota; Metazoa; Chordata; Lepidosauria; Squamata; Eublepharidae. Bases 1 to 1323 code for a protein of 440 amino acids.